Molecule: messenger RNA, 4214 nt
Organism: Choloepus didactylus (southern two-toed sloth)
Lineage: Eukaryota; Metazoa; Chordata; Mammalia; Pilosa; Megalonychidae
Gene: AUH
Product: AU RNA binding methylglutaconyl-CoA hydratase
Exons: 10
Coding region: 60-1079 (339 amino acids)
Biological process (GO): fatty acid beta-oxidation
Cellular component (GO): mitochondrion
Molecular function (GO): enoyl-CoA hydratase activity
Source: RefSeq, a predicted model, not a curated record
CGACGGCGGGCAGGCGGGGGCGGAGCCGCAGUCGCAGGCCCACGCCGUAAACAGACAACAUGGCGGCUGCGGCGGCGGCGACGGCCGGGCCAUUGGGGGCUUUGCAAGCCGGCGGUACCCGCUUGGUCGCCGCUUGCUGCACGCGACUGGGCCUGGGACUGGGGUUGCCCGGCUUCGCGACGAGCUUGCGGGUCGGACCGGUGAUCUGCGCCCGGGGCUGGACGCGUGCGGCCGUCGGGGCCGCCCCCAGGAGGGGCUACAGCUCUGAGGUGAAGGCGGAGGAUGAGCUGCGGCUGCGGUACCUGGAGGAGGAAAAUAGAGGAAUUGUGGUGCUUGGAAUAAACAGAGCUUAUGCCAAAAAUGCGCUCAGUAAAAACCUUGUAAAAAUGCUGUCAAAAGCCGUGGAUGCUUUAAAAUCUGAUAAGAAAGUGCGGACCAUAAUAAUCAGGAGUGAAGUCCCAGGGAUAUUCUGUGCCGGUGCUGACCUUAAGGAAAGAGUCAAAAUGCACUCCAGUGAAGUUGGUCCUUUUGUCUCCAAAGCAAGAGCAGUGAUUAAUGAAAUAGCUAAUCUUCCAGUGCCAACUAUUGCAGCAAUAGAUGGACUCGCGUUAGGUGGUGGUCUUGAGCUGGCUUUAGCCUGUGAUGUAAGAGUGGCAGCUUCCUCUGCAAAAAUGGGUCUUGUUGAAACAAAGCUGGCAAUUAUUCCUGGUGCAGGGGGCACGCAGAGAUUGCCACGUGCCAUUGGAAUGUCCCUGGCAAAGGAGCUCAUCUUUUCCGCCCGUGUGCUAGACGGCCAUGAAGCCAAAGCAAUAGGCUUGAUCAGCCAUGUUCUAGAACAGAACCAAGAGGGGGAUGCUGCCUACAAAAAGGCCUUGGACCUAGCACAAGAGUUUUUACCUCAGGGACCUGUUGCCAUGAGAGUGGCAAAAUUAGCAAUUAAUCAAGGGAUGGAGGUUGACUUAGUAACAGGGUUAGCCAUAGAAGAAGCCUGUUAUGCUCAGACCAUUCCAACGAAAGACAGACUUGAAGGUCUUCUUGCUUUUAAAGAGAAAAGGCCCCCUCGCUAUAAAGGAGAAUGAGAGAAAAACAUUUAAAAUGCCAAUAUAAUAAAGGUACUUCUGGCAGUAUCUUUCAGAUACACUGUAUGCCUCAGCAUAUGGAAUUUCAACGACCAAAGUGAAAAGCAAAUUAUUCAUAUAGUGUAUUAAACAUCUGGAAUGGAUGCAUACAUGUAUUUAGCUCAAAUGUAUAUCAUGUCAUAGUCAUUCAGAUUGUUAAAGCUACUAGUAUAUAUAUUGUCAAAAACCCGGGUCCAAAAUUAGUUAGACAUUUAAAAAAUUUCUUGCAUAUGAGGCUUUCCAUUCUUAAUUUUUUUAAAUGUGAAUAAUUUAUGUAUUGCACACUCUAGGAAAUAAUAUUGAUUGUAUGUCUACUGUGCUGCUUUAAGAAAAUAAAAUGAUUUCUGUAUACCAAAAAUGGGAAGUUAUGCCAAAUAAAAUUUCUAAAGGAUUAUACACAUGCUCACGCACAUACGUAUACACUUAAAUAUAUACAUCUCAACCUGAAAAACGAAUCAAUGAAAAUUACCACGUAUAAAUAAAAUUAGUGAAAAGAAAACUAACUUGAAAAAUGUUCUCUUUCCCCCUUUUUGAAUUGACUAAAUAAUUGCAUUUUGGGUUUCAGAAGCAACAGCCUUUCCAUGCCUGUUUUCCCUAUCAAGUGGCCUCUAAGUCAGUCCUAGACUACAGUGUGGAUGGUGAAGAAUUAACUCAGUCAGAGACUGAGGCCAGAGGGCUUGGGAAGUUGAUCAGAGACCUGGAACUACUGUAUUUCCAAGUCCUCUUCCUAGCAAGUGGCUAGUCCAUGGGCCCAACCAAGGAUUGGGCUGAUUCAAAAAGGAAGAAAGAAAAUGGUGCAGCCAAGGUUGGAUCAUAAGAAAUGGCUUGAGGUCAUGGAUUAAGAGUAAAGUGGCACCUCUUCUCUCCUUCCUAACCCCCAGCUGUUUGCAUCCAGUUUCAGUAAGGGAAGGAGGUGAAGACAACCACACUUUCUCCCAACUAACAGAAAGAUCAUGCCUUUCUACUACUGACCUCGCAAAGAACUAUAAAUGGAAGGUCACGGUGGGCACGUUUGAAUUUAAUAACCAUGUCCGCAGGGGUUGGGGGAUAGAUGUGAAGGACAUGGGAGAUGGUGCAUUGUAGGAUUCAGGGUGAUAAAGGAAAGAGCAUGUUACAGCUCUCUGAAAUAAGUCUAGAAAGCUUUAUUUUAUAUUCAUUUUCUCAAACCAGACUGUCUUCUGAGAUAUAUGUCCAAUUCUGUGACAAGCAGCAUGGGAGAAGCCCAGCUUUUCAAAGACCUGUACUUCGUGUAUUUGUUGGCUCUGGAAUCACCCCUUGUCCAAUGGCCAUUCUGCAGCUGUGCUUCAUUAUAGUGAAGUCUAAGCACAUUCAUAAAUUAUUCUCCUUUUGAAUUUUGGCUUACUGAAUAACUACCUAUUUUAUUGCCUGUUUACAUACUCCUCCCUGUGAUUCACUGCUGUUUGAAAGCAUAUGGAUUUUUCAUUUUUAAAAUCACUGAAACUUUUUUUUUUUUAAUUUUGGACAUUAAUUUCUCAAUCUCAAUUCUAAAAACCUUAGGAAGGAAAUACAGACUUGCCACCAGCUGAUGUUUAGCCUAAUAAAAGUGGGGUGGUUGGAUCCACUAAUGGGUGUAAACUGAGAGUGCUGUUUUCAUAAUCACCUUGGCCCUGAGACACUGCAGAUUAAUGAUGACGGCUCAGCUGAUCAGCAUAAUAUAAAAGGGGCUUAUUAAAAUUCACAUUUAAGUCCCUCCGGUGAUCAUAUCUGGUGGCGUGCACAUUUUGUUUACUGACAAACUUGCUGAGCUGUUCAUUUCAAGCGUGGUAAUUCACAAAUAAAGCACUGGUACUUGUUCUGUUAGUCCUUUUAAGGUUUCAGGGCCAUUUUGUGUCCUGUAUAUGACAUGCUAAAAUGCCAUUUCCAUUUUAACUGAGCAGGAAAUGAUUAUGUAAAAGGGAAGGAGAAAAUAUAUUAUGAGUGUGCUGAAUGGCUUGUCUCGUCUUUUAACGUGGAUUCAUGGUCUCGUCUGUUGCUGAUAGAGUCCCAUUUAAUCUCCUAACAAGUUCUGAUUAAGUCACUGGAGUGUAUAUGAAAACAAAGACAUCCUGUAGUAACUUCAAAUAUUACAGCAAGAGGGAAGCAUCUGCCCCAUUCUCUAUAAACGUUUGCCUUAGCCUUGAUUUUCCUUUCAGCAGAGCACUGUGAUGCUGGAGAGGAGUCCUAACUAACCCUCGUUCCCCAAGGCAAAGGUGCUUCUGGAGGCGGCCCUGCAGCUGCCACGGCAGCUCCUCUUGACUGGCUCUCCAGCACGGGAAAUGUUUGCCCAUCCUUAUGCUGAAACCAUGGCAGAAGACGAACGCGAGUUGGCAAUGCAGAAGCUAUAGGCAUAUGUUCAGAAUGUACUAAAGGAAACUCUGAGAAAAAGCGGAUGAUUAAUCGGACAUAGUAAAACUCAGUAGAUAAAAGCGAAAUAAAGAGGGAAACAUUUCCCUCAUCUCAGAGCAUGGCGACGUACUGGUCUUGAUUUAGUGCUGGUUAAUUUAUAACUUAUCUAUGAAAGCAAAAGAAGUCUCCCAGUUACUGAGAUUCUGAAACUCAAGAAAAGUUCUAAUCACGGCCAAAACGAGACUUGGAUUUCCUGUGAUUCAUUCCUGUGAUUUAAAGGAUCAUUUCAAGUUUGUGUUUGUUUUCGAUAAUAAGUGGAUCUAGUUCUCCAGUGAAUCAGUUCCUUUUCUUCCUCUCUCUUCUAGCUAUCAGAAAUGCAUGACUUAUAGCAAGGUGUUGUUUUUCUAACAAUACUUAGAAGAUGCUUUGUACAUGGGUUAAGGUAGCAGAGUGUCAAUUCUUGGAUGUGAUACUCACAGAAAAGUGCAUAUUUUUCACGUGGGUUUGUGGCUGGCUGGCCUCUUACCCUUUUGCUCACUUGAACAAAUUGUGAUACGCACUACUUUUGGUCUUAUUUGGGGUCAAAAACCCUGGCAGUCAGCUGUAUUUUGAUAUUUAAUCGUGCUGCUAUUGUUUGUCCAUUAGGCUAGUUAAAUAUUACUUACUGUGUACAUCAGUAUUUAUUGGGCUUUAUCAAAAUAGCAAUGAAAAUCUUUUUCUAAUAGUGUAUUUAAAAAUAAAUGGCUACAU